This is a messenger RNA of Python bivittatus (Burmese python), 4200 nucleotides long. RefSeq names its product leucine rich repeats and immunoglobulin like domains 2 (gene LRIG2). Lineage: Eukaryota; Metazoa; Chordata; Lepidosauria; Squamata; Pythonidae. The record is from RefSeq and is a predicted model, not a curated record. Gene Ontology annotation, molecular function: protein binding.
GGCCCUGGCUGACUCCUCCCGGCUCGGCCUGCGCGCAGGCAGGCGCGGUGUGUGAAGGCCAGCUCUGAGCUGCGCGGCCUGACUAAACCUCUGGGGCGGCAGAGCCCGGUCAAGAGGGGGAAGGAGAAUGCGACCGGGCGGGGGGAUUGGCCCAAGGGCGUCCAGGCCGCUGUUACCGCUGCUGCUGCUGCUGCUGCUGCUGCUGCUGCGGGAGGCGGCAGGGGAACCUUGCGCCGCUGCUGCGCCUUGUUCUUGCCGGCGAGGUGUGUUGGAUUGCAGCCGCCUCCGCCUCACCGGCCGGAGCUUAGAACCAGGCCUGCUUCCAGCUUUGCCUCGCAGCAUCACUGCGCUAGAUUUGAGUUAUAACGAUUUGUUAUCCUCUAAUUGGAGUAUUGAUUCAUCAGGCCAAAUACUGCAAGAAGUGAAGAUGAAUCACAAUGAACUAAGUGGCAUUCCUCACUUUGGUGAACUGACUUCUAAUAUCACACUACUGUCACUAGUGCAUAAUUCAAUUCAGGAGAUUGUCUCUGAACAGCUGCAGCCUUAUUUUUCCCUGGAGAACCUUGACCUCAGCUCUAACUUCAUCACAGAAAUCAAAGUUUCUUCAUUCCCGCGUAUGCAGCUGAAGUACCUGAAUGUGAGCAACAAUAGAAUAACUACUCUGGAAGCAGGCUGUUUUGAUAACCUGUCCAACUCCCUAAUAGCCGUAAAACUGAACAGAAACAGAAUAAGUAUGAUUCCACCAAAGACUUUCAGGCUACCUUAUGUACAGUUCUUGGAACUUAAAAGAAACCGCAUUAAGGUAAUAGAAAGCCUUACCUUCCAAGGCUUGGACUCAUUGAAAUCAUUAAAAAUGCAACGCAAUGGGAUUAGUAAUCUAAUGGAUGGUGCCUUUUUUGGACUGAAUAAUAUGGAAGAAUUAGAGCUGGAACAGAAUAACCUGACAGAAGUAAAUAAAGGAUGGCUAUAUGGCUUGAAGGCACUGCAAAAGCUCUAUGUCAGUCAGAAUGCCAUUAACAGGAUUGGACCUGAUGCGUGGGAAUUCUGCCAAAGCCUUUCUGAACUAGAUCUGUCAUACAAUCAACUGACUCGCCUAGAUGAGUUUGCUUUUAUUGGAGUGAAUGUAUUGGAAAAAUUAAAUUUGAGUGACAACAGACUCAGUUACAUUGCUGAUGGGGUUUUUAAGGGACUUUCAUAUCUGCAGACUUUAGAUCUACGGAAUAAUGAGAUCUCCUGGGCCAUAGAAGAUGCAAAUGAAGCAUUUACAGGACUUGAAAGACUCAAUAAACUGAUUCUUCAAGGAAAUCAAAUUAAGUCAAUUACAAAGAAAGCACUUUCUGACCUUCAGGCUCUUGAAUAUCUAGAUUUGAACAACAAUGCAAUAGUAUCUAUUCAAGAAGGUGGUUUUUCCCAGCCUCUCCUUAAAGAAUUGUUGUUGAACACUAGCAGCUUAUUGUGUGACUGCCAGUUGAAAUGGCUCCCACACUGGCUUUCCCACAGCCGUUUGCAGGAUACAGUCAGUGUCAUUUGUGCUCACCCUGAAUGGCUGGCUGGACAGAGCAUUCUCAGUGUGAACACUGAAGACUUUGUUUGUGAUGAUUUUCCCAAGCCACAGAUUAGAACACACCCUGAGACUACAGUUGCGCUUAGAGGAACCAAUGUUACCCUGACUUGCAAGGCAGUGAGCAGCAGUGAUUUGCCUAUAUCUGCUGCCUGGAGAAAGGACAGUGAAAUAUUGUAUGAUGCAGAUAUAGAAAAUUUUGUCAGGUACCAGCAACAAGAUGGUGAAAUCCUGGAAUAUACUUCUAUCCUGCAUGUUUUCAAUGUGAACUUUACUGAUGAAGGAAAAUACCAGUGUAUCAUCUUCAAUCACUUUGGGUCCAAUUAUUCGAACAAGGCCAAGUUGACUGUCAAUGAGCUGCCUUCUUUUGUGAAAACUCCCAUGGAUUUAACAGUACGUACUAGAGCCAUGGCUAAAUUGGAAUGUGCUGCAGAAGGCCAUCCAUCACCCCAGAUAUCUUGGCAAAAAGACGGCGGCACAGAUUUCCCUGCAGCUCGUGAAAGGCGCAUGCAUGUCAUGCCCGAAGAUGAUGUCUUCUUCAUAGUAAAUGUAAAAAUUGAAGAUAUGGGGAUUUAUAGUUGUAUGGCACAAAAUGUGGCUGGCAUUAUAUCAGCAAAUGUAACAUUGACGGUGUUAGAAACACCUUCAUUUGUUAGGCCUCUGGAAGACAGGACUGUGGCUCAAGGCGAAACAGUGGUUCUGCAGUGCAUUGCUAGUGGCAGCCCUACCCCUCGUCUAAACUGGACCAAAGACGAUGGUCCUCUGACAGUAACAGAACGGCAUUUCUUUGCCGCUGCCAAUCAACUCCUCAUUAUUGUUGAUGUGGGAUUAGAGGAUGCUGGGAAAUAUACUUGCAUUAUGUCUAAUACACUUGGUACAGUGCGUGGCCAUAUUUAUUUAUAUGUAUUAUCUUCACCAAACUGUGACUCAUCCCAUAGUGGUAUUGGAAUUGAAGAUGAUGGCUGGACAACAGUUGGGAUUGUGAUCAUUGUUGUGGUCUGCUGUGUUGUAGGCACCUCUCUAGUUUGGGUUAUUGUCAUCUAUCACAUGAGAAGAAAAAGUGAAGAUUAUAGCAUCACUAACACAGAAGAGGUAAAUUUGCCUCCUGAUAUUCCCAGCUACUUAUCUUCCCAAGGGACUCUGUCAGAGCCACAGGAAGGCUACAGUAAUUCUGAGGCAGGAAGCAAUCAGCAACUUAUGCCUCCCUCCAGUAGUUACUUACACAAAGUUACAGAUGGUGGCACAGGGCCAUUGGUGAUCUGCUCAGAUUGUUAUGACAAUGCCAACAUCUAUUCCAGAAACAGGGAGUAUUGUCCUUAUACAUACAACACUGAAGAUGAUCCACUGGAUCAGUCAUUGUCCAGCCUAAUGGUACAGAUGUCUAAAGAGCCCUAUCCUGGGUGCCCCCAGCAUGAAACCACAACUACGAAUAGCCUUUCAGAUGGCCGAGAUAGGUCUGUGUUUCUUAGCAGUCAAGACAGGCUACAUGAGAGGAAACCAUGCUCUCAGUCCUGCAACAGUGAUCUUUUUCAACAGUCUUUAUGGGGUAUCAAUAAUGAUCUGGGGUUGUUGCACCCUCAUUUUUCAUCUCCAUCUAAGACCCAUGAGGUGCCACAACUUCUGCAAAAUGAAGGCAUCACGGAGAGAGAGCCAGAGCAGGUUAUUUCCCCUAGGCCUCAUCACAGAUUACAUGAAUACAACUUCGAUUUUAACAGGACUCAGGACAUACAAGAACAUCGUGAAGCUACAUAAAAAUGAAAUAAGAAACCUUAGCAGCUUGAAGCAUUUGUUAGUAUCUUUGCUACCUCAUAUUUUGACCCAUGGCAAAAAAUGUUUCAUGCUUUCAACAGAGACUUAAUGGAACGAACCACUGGUUACAUGCUGGAGGGCAAACCACUUCCUUCUGCUACUGUCCAAUAAGUAGCAUAUAUUAAAGCUCAUUCUUAAAUGGAAUGCUGGAAAAAAGAAAAAGAAGAUACAACACAGUGGUGGAAGUUUGAUAAAAAGUGUCUCUGUUGUCUUGGAAACAUUCCCAUGAAUGGUUCACAUGCAUUAUCUUUCCUGCUGAAAAAAAUAACUUUAACAGAUCCUCUUCGCAAGAUUCCUUGGUAUUCAUAAAUAUGAAACUCUUGCUUGACUUUUUUGAUCCUUCUGACAACUAGCAGAAAUUAUUGGACCUCAGUAUGUCCAAUCACAAACUUUAUUUACUUUUUCUCUCUCUGAAGUAUUCAGGUGUAAAUAUAUACACAUAAUAUAAAUAUUUUGUAUACACUAGUAGACAUGUCAGACUGAAAUGUAAUUUUUUUUUAAUUAUGCCAAAUAUUGCAUACUGUCAUAUCAUUCUGACUUCUACUGACCUGUUUUUCCAGAAACCAGAAAUUAAUGUUUACUAAGAAUAAUGCAAAUAGGUUGGUACAUAAAUAAUUUUUUUGCACUCAGUGAUUGGAGUUACCAAAUGCUGUGCCAUUCACUGGAGAUUUUCAUUCUUUGAUGGCUCUUCCCACUUUCUAAUCUCAUGUAUGGGCAGUAACUAACUGAAGGAAGAUUGCGCAUAAGGAGAAUUUCAUGUGAAUCUGUCCAUGGAUUUUGAAGCAGGGUGAGAUAUGUGUGAAGUGAGGGAUGGCUAAAAAUAAGUUGAC